This is a messenger RNA of Pestalotiopsis fici W106-1, 1152 nucleotides long. RefSeq lists its product as uncharacterized. The transcript is spliced from 4 exons. Gene Ontology annotation, molecular function: pectate lyase activity. Bases 1 to 1152 code for a protein of 383 amino acids. The record is from RefSeq and is a predicted model, not a curated record. Lineage: Eukaryota; Fungi; Ascomycota; Sordariomycetes; Amphisphaeriales; Sporocadaceae.
AUGCAUCACUACUUCCUCUCCUUGAUCGCGGCAAGCCAUACAGGCCUUGCUGCUGCUGUCUCCGGAACAGCAUAUGGCUUCGCGACGGGCGUGUCUGGAGGCGGCUCGGCCACUGCUGCUGCGCCAUCUGAUAUAGCCCAGCUCAAGUCAUGGCUUGCAGACAGCACGCCUCGAGUCAUACUCAUCGACAAGACCUUCAACUUCAAAGGGACCGAGGGAUCUGCUACUGGCUCGGGUUGCUACCAGAGCACCUGCACGCUUGCAAACGGUGGUCAAGACUAUAUUGGCACCUUGAGCUGCACAGGAAGUAACAUGAUCUCCACGACCAUUACCUACGAUGUCGCCGGCACCACACCACUCGAGGUAGCUUCUAGCAAGACAAUUUUGGGCGUCGGCAGCGCGGGCGUAAUCCAGGGCAAAGGACUGCACUUGGCGUCUGGCGUGUCAAAUGUCAUUAUCCAGAACGUGCACAUCACAGACAUUAACCCGGGCCAUGUUUGGGGUGGAGAUGGUCUCCAAAUGGACGGUGCAACGGGGGUCUGGAUUGAUCAUUGCAAGUUUAGCAAGAUUGGAAGACAGUUUAUUGUUUCGCACUACGACCGCAACCAAUUUACCGUCUCUAAUACCGAGUUUGAUGGUACCACGACGACAUCAGCCACGUGUAAUGGAGAACACUAUUGGACCAACAUGUUUAUUGGCAGUGGCGAUGUAAUCACGUUGGACAGAAACUACUAUCAUGACCUUUCAGGCCGUGCCCCCAAGCUUGGUGAGCCCGGCGCCACAACUGUGGUCCAAGCUACCAACAAUUACUUUUACAACAUGAAGGGUCACGCAUUUGACAUUUACCAAGAUACCUCGGCUCUUGUCGAAGGCAAUGUCUUUGCAACCGUCACAACGCCCAUGACCAGUACCAGUUCGUCCGGCGCCGUCUACGAUGUACCUGAUUCAUCAUCAGCUUCAGCAUGCUCUAGCUAUCUUGGGCGCUCCUGUCAGGCCAACUCGCUGAGUGGCUCGGGAUCAUGGCUCAGUCUCAAAAAUACGGCUGUACUGAGCACAUUCCAGUCGUAUGGCAGUCGAUGGAUGGUAUCUCCAAUCGCAGCAAGCAGUGUUAGCGCAACAGUCCUAGCAAACGUCGGAAUCGGAAAGAUUUAA